This is a messenger RNA of Cyprinodon variegatus (sheepshead minnow), 1514 nucleotides long. RefSeq names its product dynamin-1-like protein (gene dnm1l). Gene Ontology annotation, biological process: mitochondrial fragmentation involved in apoptotic process; mitochondrial fission. Gene Ontology annotation, cellular component: cytoplasm; mitochondrion; membrane. NCBI's taxonomy places the organism in Eukaryota, Metazoa, Chordata, Actinopteri, Cyprinodontiformes, Cyprinodontidae. The record is from RefSeq and is a predicted model, not a curated record. Gene Ontology annotation, molecular function: GTPase activity; GTP binding; microtubule binding. The transcript is spliced from 10 exons. The annotation marks the transcript as partial.
GUUGUUGAUGCAUCACAUCAGAGAUUGUCUUCCUGAGCUGAAGACCAGGAUCAACGUGCUUGCGGCCCAGUACCAGUCCUUACUGAACAGCUACGGGGAACCUGUUGAGGAAAAGAGCUCCACCUUGCUGCAGCUCAUCACCAAGUUUGCUGCAGAGUAUUGUAACACUAUAGAAGGCACAGCCAAAUAUAUUGAGACAGCAGAGCUAUGUGGUGGAGCAAGAAUCUGUUAUAUUUUCCACGAGACGUUCGGCCGUACUUUAGAGUCUGUGGAUCCUCUGGGUGGCCUGACGACCAUCGACGUGCUGACGGCAAUCAGAAAUGCAACGGGCCCAAGGCCUGCCUUGUUCGUGCCGGAGGUUUCAUUUGAGCUGCUGGUAAAGCGACAAAUCAAACGGCUGGAGGAACCCAGUCUGCGCUGUGUCGAGUUGGUUCAUGAAGAGAUGCAGAGAAUCAUCCAACACUGCAGUAAUUACAGCACUCAGGAGUUAUUGAGGUUUCCAAAACUUCAUGAUGCCAUAGUGGAGGUGGUCACCUCCCUCCUCAGAAGGAGACUUCCAGUCACAAAUGAUAUGGUUCAUAACCUGGUUGCCAUUGAGCUGGCCUACAUCAACACCAAACACCCUGACUUUGCAGAUGCCAUUGGCCUCAUGAACAAUAAUAUAGAUGAGCAGAGACGCAGCAGAAUGAGAGACUUGCCCCCCUCCGUACCCAGAGAUAAGGCAGCAGCGAGUAGCGUCCCUGUUACAGAGCAAGGAGACGGUGGGACAGGCAGCUGGAGGGGCAUGUUAAAGAAAGGAGAGGACUUUCUACCAGGUGACAGGACAACACUCCAACCUCUGCCCUCAGCAAGCCCCAUGAGGGGUCAUGCUGUCAACCUGCUGGAUGUUCCGGUACCAGUAUCCAGAAAGCUAUCUGCUCGUGAACAAAGAGACUGUGAGGUCAUCGAGAGACUCAUCAAGUCAUACUUCCUGAUUGUUCGGAAGAAUAUCCAAGACAGUGUACCAAAGGCAGUGAUGCACUUCCUGGUGAACCACGUGAAGGACUGCCUGCAGAGCGAGCUGGUGGGUCAGUUAUAUAAGACGGCCCUGCUGAACGACCUGCUGACAGAGUCUGAGGACAUGGCUCAGAGACGUAACGAGGCCGCCGACAUGUUAAAGGCUUUGCAGAAAGCCAGCCAGGUGAUUGCAGAGAUUAGAGAGACCCACAUGUGGUGAGCAGCAACCGUCUUCAGCCUCCUAGCUACAAAGCAUCCGUCUCCUGAUGCUGCAUCUCAGCUAUCUGGCCACUUGGAAAUGCACUGACAUGGAAAAAUGUAUUACCAGUAUAAAAUUAUGAUGUACAGAACAGCGAGGACUGUCUAUUAAUAGGGGAUGGUAUUAUUGCAGUCCCAAAUGAUAUUUUCUUAAAGGUAAUUAAAAGCAGAAAUAUGUAUAAUGUUAUGUCACCACUGUGUGGAGCCUUGCUUAAAAACAUCUGCUAUUAUUUUAGAUUGAAAUAAAAGCUAUAAAUCAU